AUGGCGCGUCCGGUGCAGCUGGCGCCGGGCUCGCUGGCGCUGGUGCUGCGGCCGCGCGAGGCCGGGCAGGCGGCGGGUCAGCCNNNCGGCCGCGCGCUCUUCCGCGCCUUCCGCCGCGCCAACGCGCGCUGCUUCUGGGACGCGCGCCUGGCCCGCGCCGCCGCGCGCCUGGCCUUCCUCGGCUGGCUGCGGCGCGGGGUGCUGCUGGUGCAGGCGCCCCGGCCCUGCGCGCAGGUGCUGCGGGAGGCGUGGCGCCGCCGAGCCCUGCGGCCGCCCCGAGGCUUCCGCAUCGCCGCGGUGGGUGAUGUCUUCCCAGUGCAAAUGAGUCCCAUAGCCCAGUGUCGGUUUGUGCCCUUGGCUGAAGUUCUUUGCUGUGCUAUUGCUGAUAUGAAUGCGGCUCAGGUGGCUGUAACACAGGAGUCUCUCUUGGAGCACUUGAUGAAACAUUACCCAGGUAUUUCUGUCCCACCCUCAGACAUUCUCUACAGCACACUGGGGGCUCUGAUUCAACAGAGGAAGAUUUACCACACUGGGGAGGGCUACUUCAUAGUUACACCAAAUACCUACUUUAUUACAAAUGCAUCCAGGAGGGGAAACAAGAGAGCCCCCCCGUCAGAUGAAGGGCGCUCGGUGCCCAUUCCGGUGACCUAUCUGGUGAGCAUGGAUCGCUGUGCAGAGCUGGCCCAGGAGAAUGAGAUCCCAGUUUCUCACUGUCCAUCGUGUCAGUGUUUCCUUGAUACAAGCAUGCAGGACUCGAAGGACCCCCCGACCGCCGCAGAAGUGACUGAAAAACACCAGGGAGGUCUUGAGGAAGCCACAAGCUUGACUAAGAACCAGGUAGUUUCAGCAUCUGAAGACACCCACAUCUGUGUGAGCCCCAAACCGUCACCAUACACCAAAGACAAAGGUAAAAAGUUUGGUUUUGGUUUCCUGUGGCGCAGCUUAUCUAGAAAAGAGAAGCCUAAAACUGAGUAUGGAAGUUUCUCUGCACAGUUCCCACCCGAGGAGUGGCCUGUGCGAGAUGAAGACAGCGUCAAUAGCAUCCCCCGAGACGUGGAACAUGCAAUAAUCAAGAGAAUUAAUCCUGUGCUGACUGUUGACAACCUAAUCAAACACACCGUCCUGAUGCAAAAAUAUGAAGAAUGGAAAAAAUACAAUAGCCAGGGCACUUCCACUGAUGUACUGACAACUAGCCAAAGACAUUCCUCAGAAGAGGGAAUUUGGAAAAGGCAGGGCCAGUCUGCUAAGCCCCACUGGCAAGGUUGUUCUCAUAGGGAUAGGCGCAGAGCAUGGAGCCAGGGAAGAGAGCUUGAGCCAGGAAGCACUGGACUGGAAAAGCACCCCAAGGUCCCUGCAGCCCAGCCUGCUCCCAAACUGAAAAGCCCCAGGGAGGAAGCUCAUCAGUUGCAUGCUGGGAAUCCAGCUGGGCUAGGCCCCCACUUGAUUUAUAAAAAGCAGAUCAAUAAUCCUUUCCAGGGCAUGUAUCUCCGAGGAAACCCAGUAUCCAAAGGGCACAAUGCUCAGAAGACCCGUGUUCUGAAACCUAGUUCCAGUCAGCCAGAGGAAAAGCCCUUCUGGAGGGCAGGCUCUUCAGAUCCUUCAGGAGCCUUUGAUGGUGAACCACAACCCGCAUAUUCGGAGCAAUGCCAUGAUAAACUGGAAGCAGAAUCCAUGCAUUCGACCAAGGCUCCCAUCCAUCCUGUCAGUGAUGACUGCAGAGGUGGUCCAGUAAAUUACCCUCCAUGUGUCAUUUUGCCAAGCCUCCCUUGCCACUGUUCCUUCAGGGAAAGUAUGUUGAGAGGUGGUGUGUAUGAUGAAGAAAACAAAGUCAUCCCUGAAGUCUUAAGGAAAAGUUAUUCUGACUGUGACGUGUUCUUGGGAACCAAAGAAAUGCAGCAGGUCCUGCCUGCACAGAGUCCAGAGCCCUCUGCUUAUACAGCAGUGGAUAAGACAGUAUACCAAUUCCAAAACCUUGGCCUCUUAGAUUGCUCACUCGGUGCACACCAUUUGAGGACACAUGAAAGACAAGAUGGUGACUCAGAAAAACUAACGAGGAAGGCAUUUGUCCAAGAGGCAGAGAUUAUGGAUAUAGAAAAUGAGGGGCUUUCUGACAGUGAGCAGGAUGAGGUGGCCUUGACUCAGAGACAUGCUGGGUCAGAUGACGGGGCCUGCAGCUCGUUGUAUCUAGAGGAUAGUGACUCCUCUGAGACUGACGGCUUCUGUCACACACUGCCUGGACACAUUCAGUACUCCUCUGCACGUGGAGGCAGAUGGAAUCAUUUGGGAAUACCAUUGGUGACUGGGAGAUCCCUAACUGAGUGUGAUGGCAAAAACGAUACCUCUGAGCCCCUGGCGCCUGAAAGGAAUCCCAGCUAUAAGGCUGUUGGCUUGUUUUCAAAUGUGGGGGAAGGCCCAAACCCUGAUCUCACUGAUAGCCCUGGGGUAUAUCCAGGGACUCCCUUUGGUUUGAACUGUGAAGAAGAGCCCACUGUUGUCCAAGUCCAGGCCCCAGCAACUGCUGGUGGAAGCUUACUUGAGUGCUCUGCUGCAAGAAAAACCAAUUGCAGAGCUGAGAUCCUACAAGAGUCACCUGACGACAUGGGAAAGAGUCCAACUGGCUGGAGACAGGGCCCUCCAGACUGUGACAUGAAAGAGCAUUUCACAGACAAGUUACAACUUUGCAACACCUCACAUGUGCCAGUGUUGGCUCAGGAGCCACAGCGAGAGCACAGUCACCUGGAAGGGACAGAGUAUUACAGCAUGGCAGGAGACAGCGGGAUUGAUUCCCCGAGGACGCAGAGCCUGGUGUCUAGUAAUUCAGCCAUUUUGGAUGGAUUUAAAAGAAGACAGAAUUUUCUGCAGAACCAUGAAAACAUGAAGAGCCAAACACUCACAUCCAAUUCCUUGCUCCAAGUAACCCCAGUUAUAAAUGUCUAAUUUUUUAAAAAAAAGAGCAAAAAAAUUUUUUUGAGGAGUGGUCUUGCACUGUGGUUCAGGCUGGCCCAGAUCUCAAAAGCAGUCCUCUGCCUUUGCCUCCAGAGUGCUGGGAUUACUGGCCCAAGCCACCAUGUGAGGAUUAAAUUUUAGCUGACUUCGGGAACUGAGCGCAUAUGCUAUUAUUAACCUCACCAUACUGCAUUCUGAUGCCUUUUUCCCCUUUUACCAUUUUAAGCCAGUUUU
Messenger RNA from Psammomys obesus (fat sand rat), 3180 nucleotides. It is a transcript of the gene Stox1, whose product is annotated as storkhead box 1. Gene Ontology annotation, biological process: positive regulation of transcription by RNA polymerase II. The transcript is spliced from 5 exons. Lineage: Eukaryota; Metazoa; Chordata; Mammalia; Rodentia; Muridae. The record is from RefSeq and is a predicted model, not a curated record. Gene Ontology annotation, cellular component: cytoplasm; nucleus. Gene Ontology annotation, molecular function: DNA-binding transcription activator activity, RNA polymerase II-specific; RNA polymerase II transcription regulatory region sequence-specific DNA binding. The coding region runs from base 1 to 2937 and encodes 978 amino acids.